AUGAGUUUAGAUGUAACAUCUCCAAAUAAUAACCCUUCUCCUGACAUCCUCCUCGUUGUACCUGCAGAAUCCGAUGUGAAUUCGAUUGUAUCUCAUUCUGUUUCAUCUCCUUCCCAAGUUAACGACUCUAACAAUGCCACAAAUCCUUCGCAAGGCACCAAUUCUCCAUACGUUAGUGAUACUGACAAUACCACUAUCCUUCCGGAAAUCACAACCUCCCAAGUUAACAAUCCUAGCAUUACCGCAAAUCCUCCGGAAGGCAUCACACCUUCCACAGUAACUAUCCACGUGCCAACACAAGCCUCCCAAAACUUCUUACGCCGGAGGAUACUCCUCACUACGCCCAAACCUCCCCGUAAAUUGCGCACUAUCGCACCACCACAACCACGCAAUUGGGAGAAACCUCUUGGAGCCAUCCCCAGCUUACUCAAACUAUGUCUCUCUCCCCGACCAGAGCCACAUGAACCCCAGUACUACUAUCGCUUAAAACACGAAUAUCGCGGACCUACUCAGCGACGCUGUUUUAACCCAAUUCCGGCACCUCUAUGCCUUCUCUGCAGCCAAAGUACUCAUCUUACGCGAGCUCAAGCCAUGUUCCGGAAGCCUGAUGAUGACGAUUUUGGGACUCGCAAGGUCGUCAAGGCAAAACCGUUACCAACUAAAUACUCUCAGAAAUUGUCCAUGACUGGAAAGGAUUUUGUAUCAAGUGGGUCUGAGGGCGGAGGAGCGUAUACAAGACAACCUACAGAGGCUCAGGCCUCUUCUAGUGCGGCCUUAUCAGAAGAUGAGAAGAAUAAGAUUCAUGCAAAGAUACUGAAGGCUGAAAUGAAAGGAGAUACAGAACUUGUGGAAAGACUGAGGCGGAAACUGGAGGGUGGAUCGGGUGGAUCUACAAGCUCUGAAAAAUCAGUGAUUCUGUUGAAGAGAGAUAGAUCAGGAAACGUCGUACCCGCUCGAAGUAAUAAAAGUUCUUCUGAGCGUUUUGUCGAGACCUCGUCACGCAUUCAACGUGAGUAUGGGAAGGAACAAAACUUCAGGGAUAUGGUUCAAGAAGAGAAGUCGUCAACCGCGGAAGAUCAGCUGAUGUUGUUCCAUAAAUCGAUCAUCAAAAGCGCUAAAGUGCGGCGACAUGACGAUGAAAGUCUUGACGAUAUCGCCGAAAUGCAAAACGAGAAACGUAGCCGCAAAGAGAAGGAUGAACGGCUGAGCACAAUUCGCAAGAAAAAAGAACAUCAACGCUUGGAACGUUCUUUAGACGAUUGUGUCAGAUGUCUGGAAAGUAGAAAACUGGCCAAACAUGCAGUUGUAGCGAUUGGAAUCCACACAUAUCUGGCUGUCGCAGAGUGGGAUGGUUUAGACGAACAACAUUGCCUUAUUGUACCCACUGAACACACAAGUUCAAGUAUACAAUUGGAUGAAAAUGUUUGGGACGAGAUGCGAAUAUGGAGAAAAGGUCUGGCUGCUUUAUGGCGAGCCAACGAUCAAGACUGUCUUUUUGUGGAGAUGUCUCGAAAUGUUGGAGCUGGUCCCCACCUGAUCAUCGAGUGCAUACCCGUCCCUGUGGAAAUUGGAGACGUAGCGCCCAUUUAUUUCAAGAAAGCGAUUUUGGAAUGCGAGGAAGAGUAUGCGGAUAACAAAAAACUUAUCGAAAUCAAAGACUUACGGCGACAAAUACCGAAGGGCUUUAGCUACUUGGCGGUGGAUUUCGGUCUAAGCAACGGAUUCGCUCAUGUAAUCGAACACAAUGACACUUUUCCGUCAACAUUUGCCCAUGAGAUCAUUGCUGGCAUGCUCGAUUUGCCAGCUAACAAGUGGAGACAUCGAAAACCGCAAGACUUUGCUGUGUUGAAAGCGAAGUGCGAUGCAAUGAAAGCUGCAUGGGAACCAUAUGAUUGGACGAAAAGAAUAGACAGGAGUAAAUAAUGUUAGGACUUGUCUGUAAAGUAUAUUGAUGGCUUCUACCUCCACUCUAAUAAAUCCGCAUCUCUAACAAGUAGCUCCAUCCCUUGCCUUUUUUCUUGACUUGAUGCUUUUAUUCCUUCAUCUUGUUUAAAGCCUAGAAAGAUGAGAAACAAACGUAGA
Molecule: messenger RNA, 2082 nt
Organism: Cylicocyclus nassatus
Lineage: Eukaryota; Metazoa; Nematoda; Chromadorea; Rhabditida; Strongylidae
Source: the annotation of a GenBank genome assembly